Messenger RNA from Microtus ochrogaster (prairie vole), 840 nucleotides. It is a transcript of the gene Tnni3, whose product is annotated as troponin I3, cardiac type. Lineage: Eukaryota; Metazoa; Chordata; Mammalia; Rodentia; Cricetidae. The record is from RefSeq and is a predicted model, not a curated record. Gene Ontology annotation, cellular component: troponin complex. Bases 128 to 784 code for a protein of 218 amino acids. The transcript is spliced from 8 exons. Gene Ontology annotation, biological process: skeletal muscle contraction; cardiac muscle contraction.
GUGUCCUCGGUGAGGCUCGAGCAGCCCAGAGGGGACCCAACCUCUAGAGACCUCCAAGGUCACUGGGGACACCCCUCCAGGACCCUCCAGGAAGCUCUGAUCCCUUUCUCUCUCUUGAGGGAUCAGCAUGGCAGACGAGAGCGAUGCGGCUGGGGACCCUCAGCCGGCACCAGCCCCUAUCCGACGCCGCUCCUCUGCCAACUACCGAGCCUAUGCCACGGAGCCACACGCCAAGAAAAAGUCUAAGAUCUCCGCCUCGAGGAAACUUCAGCUGAAGACUCUGAUGCUGCAGAUUGCGAAGCAGGAGAUAGAGCGUGAGGCAGAGGAGCGACGUGGAGAGAAAGGGCGCGUUCUGAGCACUCGGUGCCAGCCUUUGGAGUUGGAUGGGCUGGGCUUUGAAGAGCUUCAGGUACCAGCUCAGAAAGCAGGGAUUCCUGCCGACAAGCAAUACAGACAGCGUUACAACAUCCAAAGCUCAGUAGGUAAGGGGAUCUCCAUGUGGGCCCCAUGUGGUCGUCCCCAGAUCGCAGAUCUGACCCAGAAGAUCUAUGACCUGCGUGGCAAGUUUAAGAGGCCCACCCUACGAAGAGUAAGGAUCUCUGCAGAUGCCAUGAUGCAGGCUCUGCUGGGGACCCGGGCCAAGGAGUCCUUGGACCUGAGGGCCCACCUCAAGCAGGUGAAGAAGGAGGACAUUGAGAAGGAAAACCGGGAGGUGGGAGACUGGCGCAAGAACAUCGACGCGCUAAGUGGAAUGGAGGGCCGCAAGAAAAAGUUUGAGGGCUGAGCCCACGGGCUCCCACCCUUCGCUCCGACGAUGUCCCUGAGGAAUAAACCUCUCUG